Messenger RNA from Nerophis lumbriciformis (worm pipefish), 2706 nucleotides. Its product is annotated as hydroperoxide isomerase ALOXE3-like. The record is from RefSeq and is a predicted model, not a curated record. Lineage: Eukaryota; Metazoa; Chordata; Actinopteri; Syngnathiformes; Syngnathidae. Gene Ontology annotation, biological process: lipid oxidation. Gene Ontology annotation, molecular function: oxidoreductase activity, acting on single donors with incorporation of molecular oxygen, incorporation of two atoms of oxygen; protein binding; iron ion binding.
AUGGCGGAGUACAAGCUUGAUGUAACAACUGGAGAACUGGUCGGUGCGGGAACAUGGGACCACAUCCUUAUCACCUUGUUUGGAACGGAAGGCCAGAGUGAGAGAAUGGAGUUGAACAACUGGGGUGUUGACUUUAUAACGGGCACAACUGGGACCUACACUGUAAAAACCAGUGCAUCACUGGGGAAGCUACUGCUGGUCAAAGUAGAGAAAGAUCCUAAAUUCUUCCUCCCUGACAACGAUUGGUACUGCUCCAAAAUAGUGGUCACCACCCCAGAGAGAGAGGUGCUUCUUUUCCCCUGUUACCAAUGGCUGUCCAAUAAAGAAGUAGUGGAACUGAGGGGAGGAAGAGCUAUGAAGGUUUUCGAAGAUGAACACCCGUUGUUGAUUGAACACCGAAAAAAGGAGCUGGCAUCUAAAAAGAGCUUGUUCCGAUGGGCAGUAAUGAAGGAAGGACUCCCUUACCACGCCGAUUUCAAUGCAACAAAUGUCCCGGCUGAAACCCGUAUGUCAGUGUCCAGAAUGCUUCAAUCAAAUAUGUCUGUCGUGAUGGGAGCCGCAGAACUCACCCUGAAGGGGAUGCUUAACUCGGAGGAAAAUUGGGAUAACAUUGACCAAUUGAAACAAAUCUUCUGGAACAGAAGUACCAAAAUAUCAGAGUGGGUUAGCGAACACUGGAAGGAAGAUGACUUCUACGGGUCCCAGUUUCUGAACGGAAUAAACCCCGAUGUGAUCAAACGUUGCUCUUCACUUCCUCCAAAUUUGCCAGUCAGAGAGGAAAUGGUGAAAGCGUUCCUGGAGGAAGGCAGCAGUCUGGACGAUGAAAUCAAGAAAGGCAAUAUAUUCCUGUAUGACCAGAAGAUCAUGAGUGGAAUACCAGGGAGGAUGUACAAUGGUGUGAGUCUGCAAGUGCCUGCUGGACUCUGUCUCUUGUACCUGAAUCCUGAGAAAAAACUAAAGCCCAUUGCAAUACAGCUACAACAACAACCCUCGGAGGAGAACCCCAUUUUUCUGCCGAGCGACUCGGAGACGGACUGGCUUCUCGCCAAGAUAUUCAUUAAACAAGCAGAUAUUUUGGAUCAUCAGGCAAGCCGCCACUUUAAGGACACUCACUUUCUCUCCGAGUCCUGGUGUACGAGCUUUUUUCGCAACUUCCCCGUGAUUCAUCCCAUUUACAAGUUCCUGAGCCCUCACUUCCGCUGGAUUUUACACAUAAAUGCACUUGGUCGUAAGGUUUUGUUUGGACCUGGUGGACCCUUUGAAAUGUCUUCACUCGGCUUAGACGGCAUUUAUGAGGCAAUGGUACGGUCUCAUGCCGAGCUCACCUACAGCAAACUGUGCAUCCGGGAGAACAUCGUCGCUCGGGGACUGGAGUCCAUCCCCAACUUCUACUACAGAGAUGAUGGCUUUCAACUAUGGGACAUGAUCCAUAGUUUUGUGAAGGCAGUUGUGGGACACUUCUAUCGUUCCGACACUGAGGUGGUCAAAGACUCUGAGCUCCAAGGUUGGGUCCAUGAGAUAUUCACUCAAUGCUUUUUGGGAAAGAAAUCCUCAGGAUGUCCUGAGUCUUUCCAAAGGGUUGAGGAAGUGGUCAAGUUCAUCACCAUGAUCAUCUUCACGGUCUCAGCUCAGCAUGCUGCCAUCAAUAAUGGACAGUUUGACUACCAGUCCUUCAUCCCGAAUGGCGCCAUCCUUCUACGCAAGCCACCUCCGACUGUCAAAGGCCAGUCGAGUAUGAAGACCAUUCUGGAAACGCUGCCAAACAUUGGCGAGUCGGUCAAGAUAGUGACCAUCGUCUCUGUGCUCACGAAAAAAUACUCAGAUUUCGUGGCACUGGGUUCAUACCCUGAGGAACGGUUUCAAGAGCCUGAAAUCCACCAGAUGGUCAGAGAGUUUCAAGCACAGUUGUCCAAACUUAGUGACGCCAUCAAUGCUAGAAACGCACAGCUUGAAGUGCCGUACGAAUAUUUGAACCCUAAUCGGGUGGAGAACGCCAUCACUCAGUAAAUAGGAGUUUCUUUCAGGACGAUAUGUUUUUCACUCACAAUAAGCACGUGAGAAGAAUCUAUAGUAUUGGUUAUUUUAUUAAAUUAGACAACAACAUAAUGUAGUAGCAUUAACAUAACUGCAGGAAUAUUCAAAUAGAUUGUUCUGGGGGCAACAUUUUUAGAAAGCUUAGGACAGGAAGGGUGGACUUCUUUCUUCCCAAGUAUUCUUAUUUUGUCUAUAAUGUCUAAAAACGGCUAAUGUAGUUCUAAUUUAAAUAGAUAAAUUAUGGAUAACAUGUUAAUUAUGGACGGCAUAGUGAAACAGGGGUUAGUGCGUCUGCCUCACCAUAAGAAGGUCCUGGGUUCGAUCCCCGGGCUCUUUCUGUGUGGAGUUUGCAUGUUCUCCCCGUGACUGCGUGGGUUCCCUCCGGGUACUCCGGCUUCCUCCCACCUCCAAAGACAUGCACCUGGGGAUAGGUUGAUUGGCAACACUAAAUUGGCCCUAGUGUGUGAAUGUGAGUGUGAAUGUUGUCUGUCAAAUGCAUGAGCAAGUUGUUGAACAGUUUAAGAAAACCUUUCUCAACCAUCUACGGUCCGUAACAUCAUCAAAGGGUUCAGAGAAUGCACGUAAGCAGCCAAGCCCGUGACCUUCGAUCCCUCAGGCUGUACUGCAUCAACAAGCGACAUCAGUGUGUAAAUGAUAUCACCACAUGGGCUC